Messenger RNA from Sordaria macrospora k-hell, 840 nucleotides. The record is from RefSeq and is a predicted model, not a curated record. NCBI's taxonomy places the organism in Eukaryota, Fungi, Ascomycota, Sordariomycetes, Sordariales, Sordariaceae.
AUGGCCUCCACAUCCACAUCCACAGACCCAACACCUCCCUCCCAGUAUGGCGACAACACCAACAACGGCAUCGUGCGCGGCGCCCUAAUAGUAGUCGAAGGGCUCGACCGCAGCGGCAAAACGACGCAAGUCAAGCUUUUGGAGGAACGAUUCCGUAAAGAAGGGAAAAGGGUCAAGACCAUGCGUUUCCCGGAUCGAACGACGCCCAUCGGGCAAAUGAUCGAUUCGUAUUUGAAGAGCCAGGCGCAGAUGGAGGACCAUGUUAUUCAUUUGCUGUUUAGCGCGAAUCGGUGGGAGGCUGUAAAAACCAUAACCACCGAACUAUCCCUCGGCACAACCCUCAUCCUCGACCGAUACUACUACUCCGGCAUCGUCUACUCCGCCGCCAAGCAGAACCCCUCCCUUUCCUUAUCCUGGGCCCGCGCCCCCGAAAUCGGUCUUCCACGCCCGGAUCUCGUUCUCUUCCUAGACCUAGACGAAGAACAAGCGCGCUUGCGGGGAGGGGGGACGGCGGCUCUUGGUGGUGCUGGGACUGGAGGUGGAGGUAGUGGUGGGAAAGGAGAUGGGGAGGUGAGUAAACGGGAGGCGGUGUUGCUUAGCGAUGAGCCAGCGGCGCAGGAAGAGGUGGCUGUUGGUGCGCCGACACCAUUAGCUGGGUCUGCGGGCGGGCAGCAUAUUGCGAGGGAGUAUGCGUUUAGGCAGGAGGAGGAGGAUUUGCAUGUUGUUGAUGCGAGCGCGAGCGUGGAGGAGGUGGCGGAGGAGGUGUGGAGGGUUGUAAGUGCGAGGGUGGAGGUGGUGGAGAGGGGGGAGGUUGGCAAGGUUAUUAGGAGGGUGUUGUGA